AGCAAAUGGUGUGAGAGCUUUAUUUCCUUUUUUGUACUUCUUUACCAUGACCAAUUACAAUCACAAUCCUUCCAGUGAACAAAGAGAUAUUUGGAGCAAGUAAGGCAAAGUUAGCUGUGCUUUACUUAUAAGAUAGAGAACAAAAUAAAUUAAGUGCAUUGUUGGACACGCAAGACAACCUUGGAUUUGAGUUGAGUGAUCUCAAGUAUGUUGCUGGUGUCGAUCUUAGUUUUCCACUAGGUGAAUAUGAGAAUGCUGUAGCAUGUCUUGUUGUCAUGUGUAUUCCCGAAUUAAAAAUUGUAUAUAAGCAAUUUCUUCAAACAAAGUUACAUCUGCCUUAUAUUGCUGGCUAUUUAGCUUUUAGGGAAGUCGAUCCGCUACUGAAUUUAUUGCUUCAGUUAAAAAAGGAACAGCCUGAAUUAUACCCUCAAAUCAUUCUUGUGGAUGGUAAUGGUCUCUUACAUCCCCGUAAGUUUGGUAUUGCAUCCCAUUUAGGUGUAUUAUCAGACACGCCUACUAUUGGUGUUGCAAAGAACUUUUUAGCUAUUCCGUCAGAAUUUGAUGAUUUGAAUGAAAUCAAGAAAGCAUACAAGUCAAAAUUACUAAAAAAGGGAGAUAUAUAUACACUCAUAGGAAGUGCAACACAGUCAGUCUAUGGUGCUGCUGUUAGAACCUCUGAUUCAGCACCUAAUCCUGUGUUUAUCAGUCAAGGACAUCGAGUCUCUCUCUCUACUGCCAUCAAAAUAGUCCUUGCUACAUGUCCGAAAUACCGUAUUCCAGAGCCCAUUCGAGCUGCAGAUUCAGAAAGUAGAGCUUACAUUCGAUUAAAUAGGUGUUUAUUCAAUAAAUAAGGAUUAAUAGUAAUAAUAAGAAUAGUAAUAAUAAGAAUAAAGGAGAGAUAAUUUUAUAAAGAGUCUAUUCAAGAGAAAUACUUAGUUCUCUAAUUUGGGAUGCAUCUAAUACUUGAAGAUUUCUACACUUUUCCAGUAAGAAGCCAUCUUCAUCAAAAGAAUAACGCAUAGCCAAUCCUUGGAAAGUCAAGACUCUUUUGAUUACAGUAGCAAUCACACGAUAUUUCCUGAAAUUCACAAGAGGUUGGUCAAGACAAUCAGGUAAAUGUCUAGUAUUGUUUACAUUAUAGAUUCUUUGAUUUUCCAGAUUGGGUUUUAAGUAUCGGGGUUUUUCCGAAUUGAAGACAAGAUCAGAUAAGUAAA
Molecule: messenger RNA, 1214 nt
Organism: Gilbertella persicaria
Lineage: Eukaryota; Fungi; Mucoromycota; Mucoromycetes; Mucorales; Choanephoraceae
Product: endonuclease V
Exons: 3
Coding region: 276-851 (191 amino acids)
Biological process (GO): DNA repair
Cellular component (GO): cytoplasm; nucleolus
Molecular function (GO): RNA endonuclease activity producing 5'-phosphomonoesters, hydrolytic mechanism; single-stranded RNA binding
Source: RefSeq, a predicted model, not a curated record